AACCAAACUCAACGUGUUUCAUAUCUAGUUCGUAUUUCGUAUAGUUAUAUCGCUGACACGACCGGCGAGCCAUAUAUACACAUUACUCAUUGCGUAUAUCGAGAGUUCCUCGCCGAUACUUGCAACGCACCGGCCGCUGUUAUGUUGUUCUUUUGAUACAUUGUUCAAGUUCGCUUUUAUUUGUAACAGAUAAUAACAGUGCGGAUCGUUAUCUUAUCGGGUUGUUUGUGUAGUUUGUUGUAUAUAAUUGUAAUUUGUGUUUUAUUCAUCAUCCGUCCACACUGGUGACGAAACUAAUUGAUUUUUCAAGAAGCGAUGUUGCAGGUUCAUCUGCUUAGAAGAUGACUACCUGCAGGAUUUCAAGCUAAUAUCAACUUAAAGUUUCGUGUUGAGUGUUUGUCAGACAUUAUGUCCGUAUGUGGUUAAAAUAUCUGUGAUUUUUUUUGUUAUUGGUGAUAAGAAAAGGUAAAAGGUAAAGUGAUCGUCAAUAUGUUGUCAUAUAUGAUUCCGACUGAUGAAAAACCGCCUCCCGUUCCCGGAAAAACGCAUUUACACUUGACUUUCGGUACAUACGUGAACGGUAAUGGCACGACAGGUAACAACGUGAUCAGCAAGGAAAACAGUGUGUGCAGUUUUGCUAGCGAUGCUACUAACACAACUGCUAGUCAUAGUUCCAUGACACCAACAAGUAUCAGCGACCGGUCCAAAUCGAAAUUGGUGGCGAAUGGUACAAAGCAUCCUCCAUUGAAAAGGGUAUCUUUUGGUAGCUCAAAAGGAUCAAUGGUGGAGACAUUAAUAUACGAAACUCCUCUUCAAGAGGAACCCGAACCUAGUCCUAUAGCUGAAAACCCGACACCAUUUCCAGCGGACCAAGAACAAACGGAGGCCGAAAGGGAAAAGGUGCGGGUCAGCUUUUUCCAGCAGUCGAAACCUCAAGAAGUCGAUUUACCGGAUGACCCUCUUGUUUACCCCGAUCACGAAUUUAUAAUGGCGGCCGCGGUGCAAGGGGAUGAAGCGAACCAUCUUGCUUAUAUUCGACAAGAAAGUACCGAUAGCGGUUGGGAUAACCCAUUUCGACCUGGUGGAGACUUAAGCAGAGAAGCGGACGAAAUAGUGCAGCUUAUUAAAGGUGGAAAGCCGAUUACACCUCCAUCAGGAAAUGCACCCUCUAUAACUCAGAACAACUCGACCGUUUUAAACAAUACCUCACAUUACAACUCGUCAGAGCCAAUUACCGAAUCUCCAAAAAAAGCGACAGCUUUGAGCAGUACACCGAACGCCAAAAGUGUAAAUGGCAACGUAAAAAACGACAAACAUGCACCACCUGAAUCUCUAGACGUCCAAAGGGGUACCACCGCUCCGGCGUCGGACGCAUCACAAGUGGAACACGUCGUCAUAAAGAAGAAACAAAAGUGCAAAUGUUGUGUGAUACAAUAAAUGAAAACCUAUUUGAUUAUAGGCUUAAAAUAGACUUAUUAAUGUUAACUGUUUUUUUAACGGCACGGGAGCUGCAGAAGCACUUUAAACUUCUUUUGCUAUCUAAUACUAUUAGUUUAUAUACAAUAAAAUAUCUAUCACAGAAAUUUAUAUGACCAAAAUAAAUAAGUACAGAACUUUAAGAGCCAUAACAAACCUGUGAUUCGAGCAUAAAUACGAAGUUUCAUUCAUGGUAGUUUGAAUUACUAUUUGACAGGUAAAUGUAUUGUGAAUUUUCCUUUAUUUAUUGGCAUAUAGCAUUCAACAAUUGUAAUUUUUAGUAAUUAUCUACAUAAGUCGUAAAUGGCUCUCAAUUACAAUAGGUAGAUACAGUAAUCACAAUGUAUAUUCCAUUUUAGAGUUUUCUACUGUCUUCGAAAAUUCACAAUUUUGUCUUUAAAAAUAUAUCUACACGUAAUUAUGAUUGGAACUCGUAUUGCAUUCUAGACAUGAAAACGUUGUUACUUCAGUCGGCAAGUAAUAAUGGAUAAUAAUUUUAUCUUGGAAAAGCUUUAACUGUUUUCUGAAAAAACGAAAUCAGAGUUUUAUUACGUAUUAUAUACAAUAAAAGAGAAAACACUUCCUAUGAAAUUCUAUUGUAAAAAGAAAUAGNU
Messenger RNA from Agrilus planipennis (emerald ash borer), 2090 nucleotides. RefSeq lists its product as uncharacterized. The coding region runs from base 490 to 1437 and encodes 315 amino acids. The record is from RefSeq and is a predicted model, not a curated record. Lineage: Eukaryota; Metazoa; Arthropoda; Insecta; Coleoptera; Buprestidae. The transcript has 5 exons.